CUUAACAUCCUCUCCUCUAGAACUUAUACUUUUCAAUAACAACAUGCCCUCCUCCAAGACCGACACGGGAAUACGACUCCCUCGGAACGAUGACCAAACCCAACGUCUUCGAGACACGACCCAAGAUAAGAGACUCGCCUCCCGACUGCAAGACGCCUCUGACUCGGGCAGCGCAGAAAGCCGUGCAGCAGACCCGACUUCGAACUGGACCCCGGAGGAGAUGUUCGAAUCGACUGUUGAUCAAUACAGUGAUCCAGUUCCCGACCGCUAUGCAUUCACCGAUGGAGCGAGAAUGGAAAGAGGAGCCUUUGGCAACGAUGAGGCAGAUGCAUUCGUGGCAGCUAAUGCCAACUUCGAUUGAGUGUUGAGAUCAUAUCAAGAUAGUUCUUAUGACCGUGAUGGAGCUGAAGUGCGUAAAAGAAUAUCUGGUCUAGCUAGACCUCGAGUAACCUAUUUCUUUC
This is a messenger RNA of Aspergillus saccharolyticus JOP 1030-1, 461 nucleotides long. RefSeq lists its product as uncharacterized. NCBI's taxonomy places the organism in Eukaryota, Fungi, Ascomycota, Eurotiomycetes, Eurotiales, Aspergillaceae. The record is from RefSeq and is a predicted model, not a curated record. The coding region runs from base 44 to 361 and encodes 105 amino acids. The transcript has a single exon.